GCGAGCCCCGAGCGCCCCGCGGCCAUGGCCCCCGCGGCGGCGCCGGGCGCCUGAGCCCCGGCACGCGGGCCCCGGAGCCAGGCGGCCGGCGGUGCGCGCGCCGCGGAGAGGCCGACAGAAGGUGAGCGCCGUGGGCGAUGGGAUGGGCGAGGCGGCGCAGGACCAGCAUGAGGCCCGACUCAAGGAGCUGUUCGACAGUUUUGACACGACGGGCACCGGCUCCCUGGGGCAGGAGGAACUCACCGACCUUUGCCACGUGUUGAGCUUGGAGGAGGUGGCCCCGCUGCUGCGAGAGACGCUGCUCCAGGACAACCUGCUGGGCCGGGUGCAUUUUGACCAGUUUAAAGAAGCAUUAAUACUUAUCUUGUCUAGAACUCUAUCAAAUGAAGAACACUUUCAAGAACCAGACUGCGCUCUCGAGGCUCAGCCCAAAUAUGUGAGAGGUGGGAAGCGCUAUGGACGAAGGUCCUUACCCGCGUUUCAGGCAUCCGUGGAGGAGCUGGCCGAGGUGACCGCGACUGAGCCACUCGACGAGGAAGCACGGCCUUCACACAUGCCGGCCCCCGACGGCAGUCAGCACUGGAAGACGCCGCGCAGCGAGGAGUACGAAGCAGAAGGCCAGCUAAGAUUUUGGAACCCGGAUGAUUUGAAUGCCUCACAGAGCGGGUCUUCCCCUCCCCGAGACUGGAUAGAAGAGAAACUGCAGGAGGUUUGCGACGAUCUGGGCAUCACCCGCCAUGGUCACCUAAACCGAAAGAAGCUGGUCUCCAUCUGCGAGCAGUAUGGUUUGCAGCAUGUCGGUGGAGAGAUGCUUGAAGAAGUCUUCCAUAAUCUUGAUCCUGAUGGUACGAUGAGUGUAGAAGAUUUUUUCUAUGGCUUGUUCAAAAAUGGAAAAUCCCUUACACCGUCAGCAUCUACCCCAUAUAGACAAUUGAAAAGGCACCUCUCCAUGCAGUCUUUCGAUGAGAGUGGACGACGGACCACAGCCCCCUCUGCGGUGAUGAGCACCGUUGACUUCCGGGUCUUCUCCUGCCUGGAUGACGGGAUGGGCUGUGCAUCGGUGGAGAGAAUACUUGACACCUGGCAGGAAGAGGGCAUUGAGAACAGCCAGGAGAUCCUGAAGGCCUUGGAUUUCAGCCUGGAUGGACAUGUGAACUUGACAGAAUUGACACUGGCUCUUGAAAACGAACUUUUGGUUACCAAGAACAGCAUUCACCAGGCAGCUCUGGCCAGCUUUAAGGCUGAGAUCCGGCAUCUGCUGGAGCGAGUUGAUCAAGUGGUCAGAGAAAAAGAGAAGCUGCGGUCAGAUCUGGACAAAGCCGAGAAGCUCAAGUCUCUCAUGGCCUCGGAGGUGGACGACCAUCACGCGGCCAUAGAGCGGCAGAACGAGCACAACCUCAGGAAGCUGGAGGAAGAGUACAAGGAGCGGGUCGCAGCCCUAAAGAACGAGUUGCGAAAGGAGAGAGAGCAGAUCCUGCAGCAGGUGGCCAAGCAGCGUCUGGAGCUCGAGCAGGAAAUGGAAAAGGCAAAAGCCGAGGAGAGUUACCUGCGGGACCGCCUUGCCCUCUCUGUGAAGGAAAACAGUCGUCUAGAAAAUGAGCUUCUGGAAAAUGCAGAGAAGCUGGCAGAAUACGAGAAUCUGACAAACAAACUUCAGCGAAAUUUGGAAAAUGUUUUGGCAGAAAAGUUUGGUGACCUUGACCCCAGCAGUGCUGAAUUCUUUUUGCAAGAGGAAAGGCUGACACAGAUGAGAAAUGAGUGUGAGCAGCGGUGCAGGCUCUUACAAGACCAGGUAGAUGAACUCCAGUCUGAACUGGAAGAAUAUCGUACGCAAGGCAGAGUGUUCAGACUUCCCUUGAAGAACUCACUGUCAGAGGAACUUGAUGUUAACAGAGGCUGCAUCGAGCCUGACCAGGGGCUUGGGCCUGAAGAGUGCAAUCCAUCCAAUAUGAGCAUCGAGGCGGAGCUGGUCAUCGAACAGAUGAAAGAACAACAUCACAGGGAAUUGUGUCGCCUGAGACUGGAGCUUGAAGAUAAAGUACGUCAGUGUGAGAAGCAGCUAGAGGAGAGCAAGGCGGCCUGUGAGAAGCAGCAGGAGAGCAUGAAGCAGAAGCAUGAGACUGGAGUGCACAUCCUGGAAGCACAAAUAAGUGACCUUAAAAAUGAAAUUGCAGAACUUCAGGGCCAGACAGUGGCCCUCAAGGAGGCGCAACACGCGGCUGUCUGCACACAUGAGGAGGAGAAAACACAACUGCAGAUGAAGUGGGAUGAGGAGAAGGCUCGCCUGCAGGAGGCGCUGAGGCUGGAGCAUGAGACGGAGCUCAGGGCUAGGCUGGCGCGGGCGGAGGAGAGCUUUCACGGGGAGAGGGAAAAGCUCGUCCAGGGUGGCGCCUGGACGGAAGAGAGGGUGAGGACCUUGACUCAGGAACUAGAGCAAGGUCACCAGGAGCAGCUGCAAAGCCUGGUGGAGAAGCACACUCUUGAGAAAGAGGAGUUGCAAAAAGAGCUCUUGGAAAAACACCAAAGGGAACUACACAAGGGAAGGGAAAAAAUGGAAACUGAGUGUAAUAGAAGAACCGCUCAGAUAGAAGCCCAGUUUCAGGCUGAUUGUCAGAAAGUCGCGGAGAGGUGCGAAAAUGCUCUGAGAAGUCUGGAGGGGCGCUACCACCGAGAGCUGAAGGAGCUCCUGGACCAGCAACACGAGGAGAGAGCCCAGUGGGAGUUUGAGAAGGACGAGCUCGCCCAGGAGUGUGCAGAAGCCCAGGAGCAGCUUAAAGAGACUCUCCAGAGAGAGAAAGCGACUGCUCUGGUCCUGACCCAGGAGAGAGAGAUGCUGGAGAAAACAUACACGGAACAUCUGAAUAGCAUGGUUGUUGAGAGAGAACAGCUACUCAAAGACCUGGAAGAUCUAAGAACUGUGUCUGAAAGUCAGCAAAGUCUACUAUCCAACCAGAUACUUGAGCUGAAGAGCAGUCAUGAAAGAGAACUGAAGGACCAGGAGCAGGUCCUGUGCCAGGCAGGCCCCUCGGAGCAGCUGGCCAGCCAGAGGCUUGAAAGGCUAGAAAGGGAACAUGACCAGGAGAGGCAGGAGAUGAUGUCCAAGCUUCUGGCCAUGGAGAGCGUCCACAAAGCGAUCUGUGAGAAAGCAGAUCGGGAGAGGGCUGAGAUGACCACAGAAAUCUCCAGGCUCCAGAAUAAAAUGAAGGAAAUGGAGCAGGUCACCUCGCCUCCCGCCAGGCUUCAGAAUGGCUGCCAGGCAAUGGUGGGGGAGGAGGCAGAAGGAAGGGGAGCCAUGUCCCUGCUCCAGCAAGGAGAGCAGCUGUUGGAGGAGAACGGAGAUGUCCUCUUAAGCCUGCAAAGAGCUCAUGAGCGAGCAGUGAAGGAAAAUGUGAAAAUGGCAACUGAAAUUUCUAGGUUGCAACAGAGGCUGCAAAAAUUAGAACCGGAGUCCGUAAUGUCUUGUUUAGAUGAGCCAGCUACUGGGUAUUUUGGAAAUUCUGUGGAACAAACAGAGCCAUUUUUACUGCCAAACAGAAUGAAGCAGGUAGAAGGUGGCAUCGUGCAGCGUGUCCUAAGUGACCUGCAAGGCGAUGAGGUCCGGGAUCUGGAAAGUACAGGGACAAGCUCUGGUCAGAGACAGGAGGUCAGAAGAGGGGAGUCUGCAGCAUCAAUAGAGAGUUUUUCCGAGCUUGAGAAUAGUGAGGAGACCAGGACUGAAACCUGGGACCUAAAGAAUCAGAUCGGCCAGCUUCAGGAACAGCUGAUGAUCUUACGUGCAGACUGUGAUCGAGCUUCUGAGAAGAAACAGGACCUACUUUUUGAUGUUUCUGUGCUAAAAAAGAAAUUAAAGAUGCUUGAAAGAAUCCCCGAGGCUUCUCCCAAGUAUAAAUUGUUAUAUGAAGAUGCUAGUAGAGAAAACGAGUGUCUUCAGGAAGAGCUGAGAGUGAUGGAGACGCGCUACAAUGAAGCGCUGGAAAAUAACAAAGAACUCACUUCGGAAAUGUUCCGAUUACAGGAGGAGCUAAAGAAAGCUGAAGAAAUGACGGACACAUUCCUGAGCCUGGAAAAGAGCUACGAUGAGGUCAGAAGAGAAAAUGAGGAACUGCAUGUUCUGGUUUUGAGACUUCAAGGCAAGGUUGAGACGCUGCAUGCAAGAGCAGUGCUGCAGUGUGACUGCUUCUCCUUAUGGGAAGCCCAUCUAGAGAACCCGGGAGUCGGACCUGAUGAAAAGGUCCUUGCACUAAAUCAGACGCUGGAAGAGCGUGUACCAAAGGUUAUGAAUGUACACCGUAUUAUAGAAGAACGUUAUCAGGAAAACCAGUACCUAGAGCAGGAGAAUACACAGCUCUUAGAAAAAGGAAAAGCACAUGAAAUUGCCUGGCUACGUGGAACACUCUGGACACCCCGAGAAGACCCUGGAGUACAGAACCAAGUCAUACUGGAGGAAAACACUGCUCUCCUUGGCCUUCAAGACAAACAUGUUCAGCGCCAGGCCACAAUCGCAGAGUUAGAACGGGAGAAGGAAAAGCUGCAGGAGCUGACUAGGAAGUUGAGGGAAAGAGUCACUGCUUUAGUUAAGCAAAAAGAUGCACCUUCUCAAGGAGAAAAGGAGGAAGAGCUGAAGGCAAUGAUGCGUGACGUGCAAAUCACGUGCAGUGAGAUGCAGCAAAAGGUUGAGCUUUUGAGAUAUGAAUCUGAGAAGCUUCAAGAGGAAAAUUCUAUUUUGAGAAAUGAAAUUACUACUUUAAAUGAAGAAGACAGCGUUUCCAACCUGAAAUUAGGGAAAUUAAAUGGACCUCAGGAAGAAGUGUGGCAAAAAGUAGAAACUGUAAAACAGGAAAAAGCUGCAGUUCAGAAGAUGGUUGAAAAUUUAAAGAAACAGAUUUCAGAAUUAAAAACCAAAAACCAACAUUUGGAUUUGGAAAAUACAGAGCUUAGCCAAAAGAAUUCUCAAAAUCAGAAAGAACUGCAAGAGCUUACUCACCGUCUGGCAGAAAUGCUAAGCCAGAAGGAUGAAGAGCCAGGAUGCAGUACAUGUGAGGACUGGGAGCAAGCAAAGUCUAAUCUGAAAGAAGAACUGGAGCACUGUAAAGUGCAGUCUUCCACUUUAGUGUCUUCUCUGGAAGAAGAACUUUCUGAAGUUAAACUACAGACUCAUAUCGUGGAACAGGAAAACCUCCUUCUCAAAGAUGAACUGGAGAAAAUGAAACAACUGCACAGAUGUCCUGAUCUCUCUGACUUCCAGCAAAAAAUUUCUAGUAUUCUAAGCCACAAUGAAAAACUGCUGAAAGAAAAGGAAGCUCUAAGUGAAGAAUUAAAUAGCUGUGUUGAUAAGUUGGCAAAAGCAAGUCUUUUAGAGCACAGAAUUGCCACUAUGAAGCAAGAACAGAAGUCUUGGGAACACCAGAAUGAAAGCUUAAAAUCACAGCUAGUGGCUUCACAGGAAAAGGUUCAGAAUUUAGAAGACACCCUGCAGAAUGUCAACCUGCAAAUGUCCCGAAUUAAAUCUGAUCUACGAGCAACUCAGCAGGAAAAGGAGGCUUUAAAACAAGAAGUGACGUCUCUACAUAAGCAACUUCAGAAUGCUGGUGACAAGAACUGGGCCCCGGAAAUAGGCACCCAUCCAUCAGGAUUCUAUAACCAACAGCAGAGGCUGUCCUGGGACAAGCUGGAUCACCUGAAGAGUGAGGAACAACAGCUGCUUUGGCAAGAGAAUGAGAGACUCCAAACCGUGGUGCAGAACACCAAAGCGGAACUCUCACACUCCCGGGAGAAGGUCCGUCAACUGGAAUCCAACCUUCUUCCUCCUAAGCACCAAAAGCAUCUGAGCUCAUCAGGUAUCGUGAAGCCCACAGAGCUGGAGAAGUUGAGCUUAAAGAGAGAGUGUGAACAGUUUCAAAAGGAACGAUCUCCUACUAAUAGGAAGGCACACCUUGGAGAUGUUCUGGGUUCAGUUCCAGACCACCACAAUAAAGUUAGUCAGAUGAAUUCCCUUGAACGAGAAUUAGAAACAAUUCAUCUGGAAAAUGAAGGCCUGAAAAAGAAACAAGUAAAACUGGAUGAGCAGCUCAUGGAGAUGCAGCACCCAAGGUCCACUGCGAUGCCUAGCCCAACCCCUCAUGCUUGGGACCUGCAGCUGCUCCAGCAGCAAGCCUGUCCAGUGGUUCCCAGGGAGCAGUUUCUGCAGCUUCAGCACCAGCUGCUGCAGGCAGAAAGGAUAAACCAGUGCCUGCAGGAGGAACUUGAAAACAGGACUUCUGAAACCAGCACACCACAGGGAAACCAGGAACACCUGGUAACUGUCAUGGAGGAACGAAUGAUGGAAGUUGAACAGAAGUUGAAACUCGUGAAAAGGCUUCUUCAGGAGAAAGUGAAUCAGCUCAAAGAACAACUCUGCAAGAAUACUAAAGCAGAUGCGAUGGUGAAGGAUUUGUAUGUGGAAAAUGCCCAGUUGUUGAAAGCUCUGGAAAUGACUGAACAGCGACAAAAAACAGCAGAGAAGAAAAAUUACCUCCUAGAGGAGAAGAUUGCCAGCCUCAGUAAUAUAGUCAGGAAUCUGACACCAGCACCGUUGACUUCUACACCUCCCUUGAGGUCAUAGCCAAGCCAAAGGAUAAACACACAGUUGUGCACUUUACUGAAAUGGAUGGAACAUUUCAGUAUGUUCUCUCAGCCGUUGCUUUCUGUUUUGUUUUGUCUUUGUUUUUGUUUAACCUUUAAUGGCUUAAAGUUAAGCCUAACCUAAAACUUUCAGCAACAGAAUUAAAAUCUCUAUUCAUUGUAAUUAGUUUUUCUAAAUAGACUGUAAUGGAAGUUGCAGAUACUCACAUCUUUCACUGUUUGAAUUAAUUAUUCCCAAUCUUUGAAUUUUUUAAAAUAUUCUUAUAGCCACCAAGAAGGUGAUAUGAAAACAACUCAAGAAUCCUAAAACCCCAGUUUUGAAUGAGUUUUUGAAAAUUACUAUUAUGUAUAAGUUUAUAUGUAAGUUGCAGAUACUUUAAAAUUGAGAUAUUAUUAGUUGGUUGUUUUGAUAUUUAUUUUAAAACCAAAUGUCUUCUCAUACAUUUAAAUAUGAAAAAGUCAUUCUGUUUCUGAUAGUUUUGGUGUUUUUGAAUUAAUUGUUACACUUUUGGUGUGGUAACAGAAGCUGGUCUCAAUAACCACUGAGGUCAGAAAAGCCAGAGUCCAUAGAAAUCUGCCUUCUAACACUUGUGACAGUAUUACCACUCUUGUAUUACAGACAUAAAACUCAUUCACUCAACUGCACUGUUAACUAAUGUUUAAACUUUACCUUCUUUACACAUUUUUUUUCCCUUAGAAGUGUCACUUGGGAACUUGUCUCCUAAGAAAUGGAUAAAGCCACAUUCUUAAAGCAUUUGAACUAUAGGGUAAGCACUGAACAAACUGCUUUGGCGUCAACAGCUAUUCCUAGAAGAGAGAGAAGGAAAGCACAUGGGUUUCUCUCUCUCUAAAGUCUUGGAGUUCAUGAACUGAUAGUUGGGGCUGCCUCAAGAACUCAGGGAACAAUGCUCUAAGUCGUCUUCCUGAAAUACUGUAGGGCCUCUUUCAGAAUUUGAAAUGUAUAAACCAUGUGACCUUUUUUAUUUGUCAUAUAUGUAGAGCCAUAGUGGGAUUUUUAUUUCUACAUUUUUCGUGAAUUUACUUUUCUGGAAAAAGCCCUUGAUUUUUUUAGAGUUAAAAACCUCUUCUAACAUAUGGAAGAGUUAUUAUUUGCUUGUUUGUUUUAGGUUACAUUUUUCAUGCUUCCUAUUCCUCUGUACCUCAAAUCUGAUUAUAAGAAUUUCUUACUGUGAUAAGCGUUGGCAUGCCAUCUGAGGUGGAGGAGCGCCAAGUAGGAUUUUCCAUUCAGUCUCAAGACUAGAACAUUAUGGAACAGUAAACAGUUUGAAUAACUUUUACUUCCCCAGGUAGAAUCUCUGCUUCUAGCCUACUCCAGCCAGGAGUUGGCUGGUAAAGAAUUUACUAUGUGUGGGACACAAACAGAGCUCGUCACAGCCAUCUGUUUGUUUUUGUGGAAGAGUAACUAGAUCAGGAAAAUGCACUUUGAUGUAUUCCAGGAAAGCCAAGCCCGUCAAUUUAUAAGAGGUAUCACAGCAAAAUCAAACACUUCCUUGUGGGCUGGAACAAAAGAUAAAGCAAACUGCUUAAGAAGUCACGUCAGAAACUCAGUCUCAACCGAACUUUAAUUAUACACUAUUAGUCCCACGUGCCAACACAGGAGUCUUUGCUACAAGAGCCCUGACAUGGCAAAGUCAUGUGUGGGACUGGGAGUUCACACUUAAGAAGCCGACCUUUUCACUUUUGGACAGUCUGUGAUCAGAAAUUCCUGAUUUUCCCCUGGAAAAAAAUUAAUUUUAAUCCCUCCCUAUAAUUAUACUUUAAAAUAUUUCAUAUCUGCUGUCAUGCCUUCCCUAAUCAUUUUUCUCUAGUGCAAACAUUACUAGUAAACUCAACUACUUGUAUGGCAUUGACUUUAACACUUAAAACUGUGGAUAGGCCUAGGUUAAGGUCAUAAAUAAACUAAGCACCUGUGGUGUAUUUAUGUGAUAUGCUUUAAGUUAUUCAAGGUUUUUGCCAUCAGAACUGAACAGCAAGCAUGUUUCUCAAAUAGAUGGCUUACCAUAUGAUCACGUGUUGUAUUUUUUUUUGUCAUUUUUUUACAUUACAAAAAGUGUGGGUUAAUUUGUUUAUUUCUUAUAAAUCUGUAUUUAUGUGUAUAUAAAGUGCUGUACAAUAAAUGUAAAUAUGACUUCUGGAAAGUUUUAGACUACAUUUAGAAUCCCUUUAUCUAAAAUCAAAAUGCUGUUCAAAUGGAAGUUAAUUUAACUAACAUCUAGGUGCUUACUUCUUGCUUUACUGCACUCAUAAGAUUGGAAAAAAGAUCAACACAAGAAAUAUAUAGUUACCUUAAAUUAUAUAUUUGUGCAGCAGAUUAUUUUUGUAGACUAGAGUGGGAAUUUAACUGGCAAUUUAUAAUAUAGCUUACAGCUUUUAAAAGACCUUUUAAAGAGAUUAAAUGUAAACUAUUAAACCUUCAGAUUUUGCUUUCAGACUUUAUAAUAGAACUGUUUAAAAUCAUGUUAUAUCUUUUAUAGGCAUUUAUUAAAAGUACAGCCUGUUAAAUUCUCUUGAUUUCUUAAAAACGGUUAUUUAAAUUAAGUCUUAGGAGAUAGGAUCUUCAUUUCAAGGAAAGAGAAUCAAGUUUGCCUCUGUGAUAAUAUGUUACCCUUAGAAAAUGUGGAUAAUAAAGCCUACACUGUUCUAUUUUACUUUCUUCUGCUUUUUGGAAGCCUGAAUUCUUAAGCUCAAAUUUGUGAAGGGAGAGAAGUAGAAGGGGAGUGACAGAACCAAUCAUAGUAUUUAUUUUUCUAAAACUUAAUAAACCCAGAUUUUUUUUAAACUAUUUUAAAUGUGAAUUCUUCCCAGAAGCUUCAAAUGCAUUGUUUAUAUCUUUAACCUUAAACAUAAGUAGAUCACAAAGUCAUAGGCUUUCAGAGUUUAGGAGGAGUUCUUACAGGUCUAGUAUUUCAAUAAUGUACCAAUACCCAGAGCAGGUAUUAUGAUGAGAAACUUUCAUUUUUUUAAGAAUGAAUAAGACUUUAUGGUGGACUUUAAUGUGUGAAAAUGAAUUUUUUAUUUUUGUGAUUUCUUUUUUUCUGAGUGAAGGAAGAGAGAAAUGUGUUGCUAUUGUCAGCAUCUAAGGUAUCCCCACUCAAGGCAAGGCUAAGUGCUUCGUGAUAGUAUUAAGCAAGGCUUGUUUUGAACGGAUUACCUAAUGACUCACUGGAAUGAUAUACAUUAUACAAGUAAUGCCAAAACUAAGUCAAAACCUAAUAGCCAAAGCAUUCCUUAUUUAAAAUUUAUUCAUUAUAUCAUGUUUGGACCUAUUUGAACAUCUCAGCCCUGUAAAACAGUUUUGGUUUUAUGAUAAAUGGAUAGUGGUUUCAUAAUAAAUCCAAGUUAGCUUUUUGUUUCUCAGCUUGUUUUGAAUGAUAUACAUUAAACCUAUUCUUUUUGGAAGACAUUAUCACAGCAUAAUUGAAGGGAACAUUGGUUUUGUAAAGGAAAACCGUAGUUCAUCUAUAGCCAUCACUAGGAUUUUUUUCAUAUAAAGAUUAAUGUGUAUAUGUUUAUAUUGACCUUGUAUAUUUCAUCUAAGCCAUUCUAUCCUAGAAAGAUUUACCAUGAGCUUAAAAAUGUAAAUAAAUAAUUUUGCAAAUAUGGCUCUUAU
This is a messenger RNA of Hippopotamus amphibius kiboko, 10252 nucleotides long. It is a transcript of the gene NIN, whose product is annotated as ninein. Gene Ontology annotation, molecular function: calcium ion binding. Bases 143 to 6601 code for a protein of 2152 amino acids. The record is from RefSeq and is a predicted model, not a curated record. Gene Ontology annotation, biological process: microtubule anchoring at centrosome; centrosome localization; centrosome-templated microtubule nucleation. Gene Ontology annotation, cellular component: ciliary transition fiber; centriole; mitotic spindle pole. NCBI's taxonomy places the organism in Eukaryota, Metazoa, Chordata, Mammalia, Artiodactyla, Hippopotamidae. The transcript has 32 exons.